AUGGAUGCGAAUGAUACGAUUGCUACUCGUGGAGGAACAUUGCGUUAUCUUGUUCCUGCUCCUUUCUCCUUUUCUACUGUCAUCGCAGCCAUUGUAGUCUGCUUUGUAUGGUAUACUAUGUUCAAUAGAACAGGGAAUGAGAUGUUUAAAGCACCUAUUAUAGGCCCCGAAGACACGAUCAGAGCCAGAUGGCAAUUCUUUCGAAAUGCGUCCACAUUCUUGAAUGAAGGAUAUAAGAAGUAUAAGGGCAAGAUCUUCAAACUAUCAGGACAUGAUAUCCUCGUCCUUCCUAGCAAAUACAUUACUGAGCUGAGGAGUAUGCCCGAUGAAGAGCUAAGUUCAAUCCAGGCCAAUAUCGAUAACUUUGAAGGUCUAUACUCAACUACUGCCAUCCUCACUGAAGGGAACUUGCAUACUCGCACCAUUCAGAGCAGACUGACACCUAGACUGCGUCACCACGUACCAGUAGUGCAAGAGGUAUUGAAUAGACACUUUCCCGAAGAGCUUCCUGCGACCAAAUAUGGUUACUCCAAAAUAAAGGGUUUCCAUUUGAUCCUUCGUCUAGUGUCUUUUAUCGCAGCUCGCCACUUUGUCGGCUCUCCCCUGUGCGAAGAUGAGGAAUGGCUCUCAGUAGCGCUAACCUAUACUGAAAAUGCCUUCAAGACCAUCAUCGUCCUGCGCAUUUUCCCCGACUGGGCCAAGCUGUUCGUUGCAGUCUUCCUUCCAUUUUCGUACCAGGUCAGCUGGGCACUUAGAAAAGCCAAACGCAUCGUUAUUCCUCUUAUCGAAGAGCGACGUAAGCGUGAAAGGGAAGAUCCUAACCACACGAAACCUGAAGACUUCUUACAGUACAUGAUGGAUGGAGCUGGUGAAUUUGAUGGCCAGCCCGACAAGCUUGCCCAUCGUCUGUUAAUAUUGACGCUUGCCGCUGUUCAUACUACAUCCAUGGCUGCUACACAAACGCUAUUCGAUCUAUGUGCGCACCCUGAAUAUAUUGAACCGUUGCGACAAGAAGUUUUAGAAGUGUUGCAAAGUGAGGGAGGAUAUACGAAACAGACUCUAACGCAUUUUAAGAAACUAGAUAGUUUCAUGCGAGAGUCCCAGAGACUGAAUCCCCCCAGUUUACUCGGAUUCAAACGCGCUGUUCGAAAGCCCCUGACGCUAUCUGAUGGUACUUAUCUUCCAAAAGGUGUUCAUCUAAUGAUGCCUAUCGCACCCGUUGUGCUCGAUCCCGAGGUGACACCAAAUCCUUACACAUUCGAUGGCUUACGACACUACCAUAACCGCGAUAAACCGGGCGAGGCACACAAGCAUCAAUUCGCUACUACAAGUGAUGAUAACCUUCAUUUUGGACACGGGAAGUAUUCCUGCCCUGGACGAUUUUUAGCAGGCAAUUCGGUCAAAAUGAUAAUCUCAAACAUCUUGCUGAGGUACGACUUACGAUAUCCCGAAGGUGUUACGACCCGGCCGCCUAAUGUGUGCCUCCACGAAUACGUGUUCCCGAAUCCCGAAGCCGAGAUUGAAUUUAUGAGGAGAGAUGAAAAGUCCGAAUGGAUAGACGAUUAA
Messenger RNA from Daldinia vernicosa, 1566 nucleotides. RefSeq names its product putative cytochrome P450 monooxygenase. The record is from RefSeq and is a predicted model, not a curated record. Gene Ontology annotation, molecular function: heme binding; oxidoreductase activity, acting on paired donors, with incorporation or reduction of molecular oxygen; iron ion binding. Lineage: Eukaryota; Fungi; Ascomycota; Sordariomycetes; Xylariales; Hypoxylaceae. The transcript has 5 exons. Bases 1 to 1566 code for a protein of 521 amino acids.